Colletotrichum godetiae is the source of this 1263-nucleotide messenger RNA. RefSeq lists its product as uncharacterized. The record is from RefSeq and is a predicted model, not a curated record. NCBI's taxonomy places the organism in Eukaryota, Fungi, Ascomycota, Sordariomycetes, Glomerellales, Glomerellaceae. The coding region runs from base 1 to 1263 and encodes 420 amino acids. The transcript has a single exon.
AUGUCCUCCGCACCAAACGUCCCGGCCUGGAAACGAUUGGGCCUCAAGCUCAAGCAGCCCGCAUCCGGCGCAGAGAUUGGCGGCCCUGCUCCUGCCGAGGGAUCGAAGCCCAACGGGCAACAACACCACGACCGGGACGCCAGCGGCCCCGUCGUCAACGCCGCCUACGCCUCGCCGGCCGCCGCCGCCGCCGCCAAAAGGAAACGUCUCGAUCAGCCUACUCCUCCCCCUGCGUACAACUCCAAUUCCCCCUUCAAACGGACCCGCACCGACGGCGACAGCAAUGCAACUCCGACCUUGAGGAAGCAAAAGUCCGUGACCUUUGCCGACGACGUCAAGAAGAACACCUUCACCACCGCGGCCGAUCCCAAGAGGAACAAGAAGAAGAACUCCAAGCCAGCGACCCAGCAGCCGACCGCCGACAUCAAGCCCUCCCUUGAGUACCUCAAGAACUGGAAGUCCUCACGCCAGACGUGGAAGUUCAACAAGAACCACCAAACGAUCCUGAUGAAGCGGGUCUUCCACUCCGACGCGAUCCCGUCGAGCGACAUUGGCACCUUUUACGAGUACAUCCAAGACCUCAAGGGCUUCACGCGGUCGCGGCUGCUAGAGACGGCGGCUGAAGUGAAGAAGGAGGACGCCGAGCAGGGCAAGGCUGCCUUCCCCGUAGGCACGCCGGACAUGGACGGGAAGCAGUCAGAGUACGAAAAGGUACUGGCUGGCCUCAUGCAGCUCGGCAAUGGCUCCGGCUCCAAGAGGAAGCGCUUCGACGAGGCCGGCUUCGUGUCCAAGUCCACGGACGUCGCCAUCACCCAGAGGGUCAUUAAGCGCAUGCGUGCCGAGACGAUAUUGGAGGAGCUGUCUGACAGCGAGGAUAGCGAUGCCAUGACCAUUGAUACCGAGGAGACGGCCCCUCCUGCCCAGGCGGCUGUGGCUCAGGAGGAGGAGUCUGCUGACAAGCGGGUCAAGCUCAACGACGGCACAACGAAGGAAAAGGCCCCUCGUCGUCGCAAGAGACGUACCAACGUUGACGAUUCGAGCUCUGAGGAAUCAUCUGAUUCAAACUCUUCGGAUUCGGACAGUGAUAGCGACUCCGAUGAUGAAUCGGACAACGCGAGUGAGGUACAGCGCCAAGCCGCUCAGCGGGAAGCCGAGUCUUCCAGCGAGUCAUCAUCAUCGUCGGAAGAGGAAGACGACAGCAGCGAGGACGAUAGCGAGGAAGAGGAGGAAGCCCCUAAGAAGCGGACAGGGUCGAAGAAAUAG